Messenger RNA from Purpureocillium lilacinum, 867 nucleotides. The record is from RefSeq and is a predicted model, not a curated record. Lineage: Eukaryota; Fungi; Ascomycota; Sordariomycetes; Hypocreales; Ophiocordycipitaceae.
AUGAGUCUGUCAGCGCAUCCAGUCCAUCGGAGGCUUACUGACUUUGUCAAGGCAACCAUUGAAGCGACAAACCGACGAGUGGGAAUAAAGGCGCGUGAUGUCCGUGGCAUCGUUCAAGAAAAGCAUCUCGAAACGCACCACCAUAUCAACGAUGAGGUGCUGACCUCUCGAACAUAUUCGGGCCCUGGUUCAGAGUAUCUGGGAGAGCUUCGCUCGGUGAUUUCCGAGUCGGGACUCAAGCUCGUUUCCAAAGAACAUCGACGGGCCUUGAGAUCGAUACCAAGCAGGACACGUCCUUGGCCGAAGCCGAUCGGGGAUUGCAACGAGGAAUGUUCCGUCUCGUGGCAGCUUGGGGUCCCUUGCUGCCAUACAAUCUACAACAAAUUAGAAACGGGCACGUCCUUGACGAAAUGGGACGUCCACCCUCGGUGGCACCUUCGGGAGCCAACUUCGCACAAUCCCUACAGCCGAAUUCUCGACCCUAAGAUCGCAGCAUGUCUCCGAGGCCGACCGAAGCAUGCGACACAGCGAGUCCCUGAGAGCAUGAAGGUUGGGCCAUCAACCCGUAGUCGAGCAGCAGUGGGCAGGACUAAGCCGAGCAGGAAGCCCACGCGCAAGUCAGCCGCCCUUGGGCCGGGAAAGCAGACAGGCGUGCGACAAGCUGGCCGUAGGAGGCAACCUAACUUGCGGCGGCGACGGUCAGAAUGGGAGACCAUCUGUGAUGAAGAGAAGCAAAAAGUUCCGCCGAAGCGGAGACGGCAAAGCUCCCGUAAGCCGCCUACCACUUCUACCACUGCAGCGGCUUCUGUCUUGUCAAGUUGUGUUAGCGGGGAAAACGGGAAGGAUUGUAUCCAUGUGCGACUGUAA